Molecule: messenger RNA, 856 nt
Organism: Leptopilina heterotoma
Lineage: Eukaryota; Metazoa; Arthropoda; Insecta; Hymenoptera; Figitidae
Product: serine/threonine-protein kinase fray2-like
Exons: 5
Coding region: 159-836 (225 amino acids)
Source: RefSeq, a predicted model, not a curated record
AUUUAUUUACCUACAUUUUUUACUGUUUUUAUUUUAAUUUUGAAAAAACCCGCUAAAUUCGUAAUGACAUCUGGUGAGAGUUUUCGCAGUCACCUGCAGUCACCUGCUGGCGAGCUGUCAAAAAAGCUUUUUUUUUAGGAACUUAAAUUACAAACAGAAUGGCACGUUAUUCUUCGGAUUCGGAUUCAGAUCGAAGUAGUAGACAUCGUCGAAAAAGUCACCGAAGAUCGAGAUCGAGUAGUUCGGAUUCAAGUGACAGUUCUUCGUAUAAAAGAAAAUCGUCGAAACAUUCAAAAACAAAACGAAGACACCGCUCGAGAACGAGAAGUAGAGAUCGAGAUAGAUCAUCUAAAAGUUAUAAAUAUUCACGAGACAGUUCUAGGGAUCGAGAGAGACGUAGACAAAAAUCUCGAAGAUCCAAAUCGCCAUCGUCUUCGAGUCAAAGAAAACAGAAAAGAUCUGUUUCAAGAGAAAAGUCUACAAGUAGAUCAAGUAGUUCACAGUCAAUUGUGAAGCCGACUUCUGAUAAAGUGCAAAAUAUAAAAGACGAUUUUUCAAUUAUUCCAACCAUUAAGGAAUCGAUUCUGGAAGAAAUCAAUAGCGAAGGAUUUGCUCCAAAACAAUUUAAUUCAUCGGCACAGAAUAAAGAGACAAAAUCGAAAAAUAUCGUUAUUGAUAUUACCUCUGAUACAAUUGUCAUACCUCCAGUGCAACCGAUUAUUCCAUCCGACAGUAUUUUUCAUCAAUCGAUUAUUGGAGAUCAAGAAGCAAAAUUCGACAAAUGGGUGAAAAAAUUGUAUCUGAUAAGACAAAAGGCUCAAGUUGAAAGUAUAUAAUAAAACAAAAAGUUCCUUAA